GAAAAGUGAGGUGGUAGCAGUAGUGGUAUGUAGGUGAUGCAAGUGAUAAGCAAUCAGUGUGCCUGUAACCUUUAUCUUAAGAGGAACACAGUAUUCUUUGCUUCAGUCCUGUCCAGACCUCGUCAAACACAAGCUCCACCAUAUAUUUGCAGGACAUGGGUGGUGUGUGGAGAGGCUUGGUGGUGGUGGUGGCUGUGCUGGGGCAAAGUGAGGGCUUCCUGGAGUGGCUAGAAUGGUCGGACGCCAAGUUGGAUUUGUGCAAGGAAGUGUGUUCGUGUCCCAAAGACUUAGUGUCGGUAGAACGGGAAGGAAUUGACUGUGUGGACCGCAACCUUACUUAUAUACAAGGUGGUAUUGACAUCCCCAAGGUGUUCACAAAGAUCUCAUUUGCUCGCAACCACAUCAAGAGUAUUGCUGCAGACACCUUCAGCCCUUCCUCCUCCCUUGUCUCCCUGGAUAUCUCUGAAAAUUACCUUGAGAGUCUUCCUGGGAGGCCCUUUGCAAACCUGUACAUUCUCUCCUCCCUCAACCUCAGGAAUAACCUCAUUUCAAACGUUGAUGCAGAGGCAUUUGGAGGCCUUCAGAACUUGACCCAACUGGACAUCAGCUACAACAGGAUAGGUAGCCUGCCUGAGAAGAUUUUUGGAGAGCUCACGAGCCUACAGGAACUAAAUAUGGGCUUCAAUCCCUUGGGAGAACUCCAUGAGGGUCUGCUGCAACACACACCAGCCCUCAGAACCCUGGACCUGAACAAACUGAACCUCAAGUCCAUCCCAGAUAACUUCUUCAUGGCUAAUCUCACGAAACUGGAGAGUGUGUCACUGGCUCACAACCUGCUGAGGGUGGUGCCCAGCAAGGCUCUGCAUGGCCUCAGCUCCUCCCUGCUACACCUUGACCUUUCUGGCAACCUCUUCACAUCCCUGAGUGCCUAUUCCUUCUAUGGCCUGGGCAAUCUCCGCUCCCUUUCGCUAGAACAAAUGCUGCGGCUCACCAGGAUUGACGCGUAUGCCUUUGGAGACUUGAUGCACCUUGAGAAAAUUGUCCUGCGCUACAUACCUUGGAUUGAAAGAAUUGACUAUAAGGCUUUCCACAAGACAGAGAAUGGCGUGGAGUCUCCAAUCAUACUGUCAGACUUCACUUUCUCUUACACCUCCCUGCACACUCUGCCAGAAGACCUCCUUCCCUGGGAAGACCUCCACUACAUCUCCCUUGAGUUCAACCAUUGGCGGUGUGACUGUAACAUGCUCUGGGUCAAGAAUGCAACCUCUCUCCUUCACCAGACUGGAAACAGGAUGAUAUGUUAUGAGCCCAGCCACCUACGAGGGUACCGCCUGACUCACGCGAAGGACAAAGACCUGACCUGUGACUCCUCACCAUCCACAACACGGGGUGCCUUCGGAUUCCUUGUGGUAGUAAUGAUAGCAGGGCUGAGUGCCAGCCUGGCCACCAUAUCCCUCCUGGUGUACUGGCAGCGUGGGUGGGUGUGUCGGCAGCCCCCUGGUGCCUACACCUCAGUGCGGCGCAGUGGAAGCACCAUCACUAUCACAGAGGAGGUAGACACCACCUCUGAGGCUUGACCUGUGUUGAGCACCAUGCAAAGAUCAAAAAAGAGUGAAAGGACUCAAGUAUGCAAGGAGAAGUGUGAACAGACACAAGUGGAGGCUCAUCUGUAAUGACAACCCACUGAGGGAGUUUGCAGGAACAGGUAUCAGUGUAGACUAGACCAUACAUGUAAGGAAAUGAAGACAGGAAAGACAGAACUGGAAGAAGGCACAUGGACUGUACUCAUGGCCACACCCAUGGAGAGGUGCUGCUAAGAUAGCCCCAAAUAUAAGUAAGAAUUGAAACUUGUUCUCCUGUAGUUUUUCAUAACUAUUUGUACUCUGAAACACUAGAAAAUUUAAACUUGCUGCUGAAAAACCUCUCUGGAAUGGUUGGAAAUCAAGCUUCUGAAAGUCUGGAAUUGGCUUCACUUUUUAUGGCCAGGCAGAAGCUUAUAAUAAUCAGGCAUAGCUUGUUGUCUGACCAGUAUGAUGUUUAGAUGACCAAACCAUCCUUGAAUUGUAGCUUCAUUUACCAUGAGACUUGUCAUUUACAUUUACAUUGUGGAUCUUUUAAAUUUAUUGUCCACAUUGACUACACUGUGUGGUUGCAUCUCAGGCAGUGUGGUCAAAGAAGAUCACUCCUCACCCCACAGAGGCCAAGAAGCUUAUGUGUGAUGCUUGUGUGUGUGUUUACCUAGUUGUGCUUUGUGUGAAAAGAGGUGUGUGUGUGUGUGUGUGUGUAUGCUUCUUGUUUCAGCCUCUUCACCAGGGCUGUCAGACUCUGGUGCUGAGAUAGACUGAUGUGUUACUGAAGUUUCUCUGAUUAUCAUUUCAGUAUAUUAUGUAAAUUUUCAAUCAGGUUUCUGAUUAAUAAUUUGUUGCAACUUUAAUAUACAUUCAAGGAGAAAAA
Molecule: messenger RNA, 2454 nt
Organism: Scylla paramamosain (green mud crab)
Lineage: Eukaryota; Metazoa; Arthropoda; Malacostraca; Decapoda; Portunidae
Product: leucine-rich repeat neuronal protein 3-like
Exons: 9
Coding region: 156-1577 (473 amino acids)
Cellular component (GO): plasma membrane
Molecular function (GO): protein binding
Source: RefSeq, a predicted model, not a curated record